Messenger RNA from Talpa occidentalis (Iberian mole), 3297 nucleotides. Its product is annotated as zinc finger protein 260-like. NCBI's taxonomy places the organism in Eukaryota, Metazoa, Chordata, Mammalia, Eulipotyphla, Talpidae. The record is from RefSeq and is a predicted model, not a curated record.
AAAACAAUUCAGCGAUGAUGCCUGAGAACUUUACUAUACAUAGGACCAUGAUGAUCCCUGGUGAGCCUCAUGCAGAGCAUGCUGGAGAGAACGAGGAGGUCUUUAGUAGAAUGAGGGAACCCAUCAAGUAUCCUGAGCACGUUAGUCACCAGGUGAUUCAGAACUUUCAACAGCCUUUUGAAUUUAGUGAACAAGGAAAAGUUGUGAGUGAAGAAACAAUAUUUACACCUAGAGGAGCCCUUCCAGAAGGGCUGCCUGUAAAUGCAAUGAGUGCAGGGACACCCAUGAUGAGGUACCUUUCGUUGUCCGAGACAGAACCCAAGGAGAACAGACUCGCUGCAGUUGUAAUGAAAAGGGGAGAGCUGCGGAGAUGACUCCAGUGCAUUUGAAUCCUCCUAGGUAUGUUGAACAUGAGCAUCAGGAAUUUUAUGAAAGUGGGGCCAGUCUCAGCAACACAUUUCACACCUAUCCGCGUGAGAGUACCCAGUUGGGACAGAAUAAUUUUGGAUAUAAGAGAUACGGUGAAGCGGCCUCUAAAACCUCUGUUCUGACUGAACAUCAGAAAACACAAGCAGAUGAUCAACCUGAUGACUGUGGGGGCACCUCUGAGAUUUCCUUACAGAGGGGAUACCAGAGAAAUCUCACUGCAGUGAAGUUGUUUGGCUCUAACGAUUAUGUGAAAACUUACUCAUGGAAGACUGCCCUCACUUUACAUCCACAAUCUCAAACGGGAGUGAAGCGCUACCCGUGUCAGAUAUGUAAGAAAACUUUCAGGUGGAAAACUACUUUUAGUGUCCAUCGGAGAACUCAUACAAGGGAGAAACCCUAUGAAUGUCAGGCGUGCAGGAAAGUGUUCUCCUGUAAGUCAGUUCUUGUUCUACAUGAGAGGACUCACACUGGAGAGAAAUGCUAUGAAUGUGAAGGGUGUGGGAAAGCUUUUUCCAGGAAGUCUCACCUUACUGAGCAUCAGAGAAUUCACACUGGAGAGAAUCCCUAUGAAUGUCAAGAGCAUACGAAGACGUUCCCCUGGAAAUCAUCCCUCCCUCACCAUCAGAGACGUCACACAGGCGAGAAACCCUAUAAAUGUGAAGGGUGUGGGAAAGCUUUUUCCAGUAAGUCUUACCUCAAUGAGCAUCAGAGAAUUCACACUGGAGAGAAGCCUUAUGAAUGUGAAGAGUGUAGGAGAAUUUUCUCCUGCAGAUCGUCCCUCAUUCACCAUCAGAGAAGUCACACUAGAGAGAAACACUAUGAAUGUCAAGCAUGUAGGAAAGUGUUCUCCUGUAAGUUAGUUCUUGUUCUACAUAAGAGGACUCACACUGGAGAGAAACCCAAUGAUUGUGAAGAGUGUGGGAAAGCUUUUUCUAGAAAGUCAUUCCUCAGUCAACAUCAUAGAAGUCACACUGAAGAGAAACCCUAUGAAUGUGAAGGGUGUGGGAAAGCUUUUUCCAGUAAGUCUUACCUCAGGGAGCAUCAGAGAAUUCACACUGGAGAGAAGCCUUAUGAAUGUCAAGAGUGUGGGAAGACAUUCCCCUGGAAAUCAUCCCUCAGUUACCACCAGAGAAGUCACACUGGAGAGAAACCCUAUGAUUGUGAAGGGUGUGGGAAAGCUUUUUCCAGUAAGUCUUCACUCAAGGAGCAUCAGAGAAUUCACACUGGAGAGAAACCCUAUGAUUGUGAAGGGUGUGGGAAAGCUUUUUCUAGUAAGGCACACCUCAUUAGACAUCAGAGAAUUCACACUGGAGAGAAACCCUAUGAAUGUGAAGGGUGUGGGAAAGCUUUUUCCAGUAAGUCAAACCUCAUUAGACAUCAGAGAAGUCACACUACAGAGAAACCCUAUGAGUGUCAAGAGUGUGGGAAGACUUUCUGCCAGAAAACAUCCCUCAGUAUACAUCAAAGAAGUCACACUAGAGAGAAGCCUUAUGAGUGUCAAGAGUGUGGGAAAAUUUUUUCCAGUAAGAACACUCUCACUGGACAUCAGAGAUGUCAUGGACAAAAUCCCUAUGAUUGUGAAGAAUGUGGGAAAACUUUUAAGGAAGUCAGCCUUCAUAGGCAUGACAAAAUCCACACUGGAUGGAAAUGCUGUGAAUGUCAAGAGUGGACAGGCAGGCCUCCCCUGGUGGUGCAGGUGGUUGUGCGCAGCACUGUGAAGCUGUCCGUGGCCUUUGCGGUGGGAGUUUGAUUCCCUGGCCGGCCAGGAGCAACCCCAUGGUGCGGCAGACCUCUCCCGUCUGGCCCGCUGCGUGUAUUUCAGCAGUGAAUUUCGGUCAGUCUGCCUGUUCUGUUCCCCGCUCUGUCUCUGGUGCAUCCUCUCACCCUCCCACACAUCUGGCCUGUACCCUGAUUCUGGUAUGCUUGAAUAAAUAAAAUCUUUAAAAAAAUAUUCAAACUUAGGAGCUCAAACCACAUCAUUCAGUUGAGAGCAAUGGGAACUGACAUACAGUUUCACUCCUAAUUGCGUGGAGUUACCUGGUUCACUCUUCUCCCAAGUUCAUGCAGUGAUGAUGUUCCUGUUGCUGUUGCUUCUAGUAUCCUCUUAAGUUCCUGGGCGAUGCUAUUCAUGUCCACGGUAGCUGUCUGUCUACAUGGCACAUUGCAUGUUGCGUGGAUGUCCAUACUGUGGAUCACCUGACUCAGGACAGCCCUGCAAAUCUGGGCAGACAUGUGUGGCAAGUUCUUACCGCCAGCAGCAAAAUACCAUCCAACGAGAGAGCUGACUUAAUGGAAAAAAAGCAAUUUGGACUCAAUUCAUUGUUUGAACCAUAGUAUCAAAAAUGAAAACAAUUCAGCAAUGAUGCCUGAGAACUUUACUAUACAUAGGACCAUGAUGAUCCCUGGUGAGCCUCAUGAAGAGCAUGCUGGAGAGAACGAGGAGGUCUUUAGUAGAAUGAGGGAACCCAUCAAGUAUCCUGAGCACCUUAGUCACCAGGUGAUUCAGAACUUUCAAGAGCCUUUUGAAUUUCGUGAACAAGGAAAAGUUGUGAGUGAAGAAACAGUAUUUACACCUAGAGGAGCCCUUCCAGAAGGGGCUGCCCGUAAAUGCAAUGAGUGCAGGAACACCCGUGAUGAGGCACCUUUCGUUGUCUGAGACAGAACCCAAGGAGGACAGACUCCCUGCAGUUGUAAUGAAAAGGGGAGAGCUGCAGAAAUGACUCCAGUGCAUUUGAAUCCUCCUAGGUAUGCUGAACAUGAGCAGCAGGAAUGUUAUGAAAGUGGGGCCAGUCUCAGCAAUACAUUUCACACCUAUCCGCGUGAGAGUACCCAGUUAGGACAGAAUAAUUUUGGAUAUAAGAGAUAUGG